This is a messenger RNA of Chilo suppressalis (striped riceborer), 4054 nucleotides long. The record is from the annotation of a GenBank genome assembly. Lineage: Eukaryota; Metazoa; Arthropoda; Insecta; Lepidoptera; Crambidae.
AUUGAAGGGCGGAAAACCGAACUAGUUCAGUGUCAAAACUCAUUCGGAGAACAUCUCGCGUCCGCUGAUCAUAAUAUUGACAAUCAAACUUCUCACGUGAAACGGAACGAUUCUCUUUUUUUUUUUUAUUCUAUUAAGUGUCCUUCUUUAGAGGUAGUGCAGUGGUUUUUAAGUUCAUGCGUGAUAGUUGUAUUGUUUUUCUUUUGUAAUGUGGUUUUAAAUAAUAGUUUUAAUAAUGUUGUGACCUGGUUUGUGUUGAAAAGUUGAGUAGGCGCUUGUUUUUUGCGGGCGAUGUCCAGUUACGGCAGCAUGUCACCAUCAGAAGAAGGCUGUGACCACGACCCAUCAUUCUUCUGCCAAUCCUGGCAUUCAGGUAGCCCGAUGGACGGAGGGGUAUACUGGCCCGCAGCUAACGGCGAGGGUCACGAGUUCGAUGCUCAGGAAGCGUACCAUGACAAUGCACACUACAUAAGUAGAAAUUAUGGUUAUGAGGAUAUGCAGAUGGCGGCGAAUGAGCCGUACGACACAUAUCAUAAUGGAAUCCAUCAUGGUUACACGCAACAUAACACAGUGGACUGCGACAUGCAGCCCCUACCACUGCAAUACGAACGGCCGGCGCCACCCUCCUUCGUUCGAGUCGUGAAACGAAGAUCGACUGCCAACAAGAAGGAGCGCAGACGCACACACAAUAUCAAUACCGCAUUCUCAGACCUGAGGGACUGUAUACCGAAUGUGCCACCGGAUACAAAGUUAUCUAAGGAGCACCGGCGCACCCUGAGCAUCAAUACCGCGUUCUCCACCUUAAAGGGGCGCAUACCGAACGUGCCGGCUGACACUAAACUGUCGAAGAUCAAGACACUGCGGUUGGCCACAUCCUACAUUUCAUACUUGCUCAAGGUGUUGGAGACGGACGGGGAGCCAGCCGGUGGGUUCAGGGCUGACCUGCACCACACGCCGCCCAGGAGAAAAACCAACGAAGGGAGUGUGCAGACUUCUUCGGGCGAGAAGAGAAGCAAGGGUCGCACGGGCUGGCCGCAACACGUCUGGGCACUCGAGCUGAAGAGCGAACAGAAUCUGCAGACUUGAACGACAACCUUCCAAAUUCAAAUCGAAAGCGCGCCUUUUUGUUUUCUUUAUUUAUUAUCUGUGUUCUCUUUAAGGUAAUUAAAAAAUCCGUGUGCUCUAUGGAAAUAAAAUAAUACAAAUAGGCAAAUCAAUAUAAAAUCUCUUUGUUGAAGUUGCAGUUUAAUUGCGUGCGUCUUCGUGUUGGUUCAUCAAUCUUAGGCGUUCCUCGAAAGCUUUUAAAAAAAUUUUUUUACUUACAUUUUUCUAUAAUUUCGACAUGUUAGUUCAUGUCGAAAUCAAACCAUAAGAUUUCGCUUCGCCUGUUCCAUUUUUAUUUUGAAAAUCCCGUCCUUAUUAUGAUGUUUAUUAAAUAUUAUUUAUAUAUGAAAAAGUUAGUUGGAGCAAGAUAAAUUUAAAAGUCAAUUAUUAGAGAAGAAAGUUGGUAACUUAACUUGUUGCCGACUGCACUUUAAUUUUAAUAUAAGAAAUUAUUUACUAGCCAAUUAAUUCAUUGGUUUCAAUUCUGACGUGAUUCUCUAAACUUAAAACUAAAUUUAACAUCAGUCUCUCCUUUUCAUUCUGUAUAGAGAAUGACAAGGAUAUACUGCUGUCAAAUUUAAGUUUAGGUUUAGAGAAUCAUACUGGAAUCGACGCCAUUAUUUAAUAGUAAGUGUCCACGCACACGGGCCACCGGCCACAAUCAUACAUUUCAUAUGGACUCGCUACGUAGCGUGUGGCGGCCACUGGCGUUAGCCGUGUGCGGCGAGUCUAUAUAAAAUGUAUGAAAACUACAGGAAAUAUGCCGGUGGCGGCGUUUUGUGAUUGUGACCGGUGGCCCAUGUGCGGCGACACUAAGGGCUGAUUUCUCGAACACUGGAUAAAAUUUAUCUGUCUGAUAUCGUAUUAUACUGGUGUCAAUUCUGGCAUGAUUCUCUAAAAUUAAAACUAAAUUUAACAUUAAUCUCUCCUUUUCAUUCUGUAUAGAGAAUGAAAGUGAUACACUGUUGUCAAAUUGUCAUCAUGUCAGAAUUGACACCAUUAUACAGACAAUAUAAAGAGUUGACUUCUGUUCAUUUUUGGUAAAAUUUGGUGUAAAGUGACGGAUGACAUCUCUCUCUAUUUGAUUAAGAAUUAAUUUAUUGAACAGUUAAGUUUUAACAGAGUUUUGAAAAAUCGGCCCAAAGAAUUAUAGUUUAAUAUAAUUCUACGAUAUUAUGUUUUUUCUUUCGUUAGAAAAUAAUAGUUCCUUGAUUAGAGCUAUUCAUUGUUGUAAAAUGUAAAUGAUGUACAUUUUUUUUACAUAAGAUUUCUUCGAAAUUAUGUUUAUGUAAGGUUUUCUUGUUAUUAAAUAGGGUGUGUACCAUUAAGUUAUUCUUUAUACAGGUUGUAAAAAAUCCUUUAACGAAGUCGAAGGCCACGUAUUUUCCACAUCAUGGCGAUCACUUUUUUUUCUGAACCAUACCUGGAAAUUUUAUGUUUAUGGAGACAUUGAAGGUCAGUUCCAAUUUUUUUUUUUUUCAAGAUUUAUACAUUAAUAUUUUCUAAAAGAUUUUUUAGACUUUUUUAUUGACGCACACACAUACACACAGGCACAUUCUUUGCGUAGCGCCACAGUAGCGCGGCGUGCUAUACAUUGCGUAGUGGAAAAAAAAUGUAUUUAUUUAUAUUUAACUUAAAAAUACAAAUAAUUCCACGUAUAAUCUUUUGUAAUAUUACUUGUUUUGGUGUACAGAAUGCGUAGUUUUAGUCUUUGUUAUGGGUUUUUUACACCCUGUAUACACUAAUGUUAGAAAGAGCAAAGAUUUGUAGGUACCUAUACCUAUAUUGUAAAUUCUUCUGUUUGUGACAAAUAAAAUCAAACUCCUUAUUAAUAAACAAGGAAUUAGCUUCGACUUGUUACGCCCUGUUUUGUUCAUAUCACUUAAGUGCCAUCUGUCCAGGCGUCUCUUUCCCAGUGGGCACUUUGGGCAAGUGCCCAGGCCCCGCGAUCGAUAGGCCCCCCUCAGAUCAAAUACAAAGUCCCUAGUUCCUGUUAAAUCACCAAACGGGAGUCGUAGGGGCCCCAUUAUCCUAAUAUGCCCUGGGCCUCCAAUAGGUCAAAGACGGCACUGCAUCUGUCCAUCAAUGAACGGAGACAAAACAUAGAGUAACUAAUCCAAGCUUAUUCUUCGUUUAUUAAUAAGGUGGAUUAAGUUUAUUCUUUUAUUAUCAAGAAUCAAUCAAUUUAUUAUUUUUAUUAUUUCAGCAUUUAACUGCUAGAUGAAUGCAAAGAAAAUUUUGUUAGAAAAAUUCCCAUCCCGUCUGCUGCCUGGUUUAUGUGGAUUUUUUUAACAACAUUUUUUUUAGAAUCAAUCUAUUUAUGAUUAAGAUAGUCCGGUUGACAGAGCCAUGGUUAAAAUCUCUUUCAGUACUCUACAGUUAACCUGGACAAGUGGUAAUUUUUCUUAACAAUUGACCGGACAGUAGAUUUUUUUAUAUUCUAUAGCACAGCCGAGUGGACCACAGUAGGUACAAACUUUUUUAAGCACCAUUUGUUUACGAAUACAAUUUAAUGACCGAAACUAAUUCUAUAAAUAAAAUACAAAAACACGUGGAACGCGGCAAGUCUUCGUUAUCUUUAAGACUAACAAAGCACGAAGGAGUACUUUAUGCUUAAGCUAAAGUAUCUUAUAAUAAUCGUAUCUUAAAUAAUAUCUAAAGAUAACGAAGCCUGCGUAGUUAGCAUUUUUUUUUCAAAAUUUAUAUGAAUUUUGCAUCCUAACAAAAGCACUUCGAAAAAUUACUAUAAUUAUAUUAUUCUGACUACGCAAGUUGGUUUAUCUAUGGUAUUAUUACUAUUUAUUUUGUGGUUUUAUUCAAAGAUAUUAUGUCAACAUUGUGCCAAAUUUUCUUCCAAAGACUUAAAUAUUUAUAUUUUUAUUGAAGUAAAUUAUUAUUUUAGUAAUUAGUAGUGGUACCUAUACUGAUUAAUAAAUUUAAUGACUGUAAU